Calliphora vicina (urban bluebottle blowfly) is the source of this 530-nucleotide messenger RNA. Its product is annotated as thrombospondin-4-like. The coding region runs from base 189 to 530 and encodes 113 amino acids. The record is from RefSeq and is a predicted model, not a curated record. The transcript has a single exon. Gene Ontology annotation, molecular function: calcium ion binding. NCBI's taxonomy places the organism in Eukaryota, Metazoa, Arthropoda, Insecta, Diptera, Calliphoridae.
UUUAAUAGGCUUUGCCUAAGGUAAUUAUUGAUUUGGAUGGUGACGGCAUCCCUAACGAACAGGAUGAAGAUAUUGAUGGUGAUACAAAACCCAAUGAACAAGACGAAGAUAUUGAUGGUGAUGGUAUUCUAAAUAUACAUGACGAUGACAUUGAUGGUGAUGUUAUACCAAACGAAAAAGAUCUUGAUAUGGAUGGUGAUGGGGUUUUAAAUAUUCAUGAUUCUGAUUUAGACGGUGAUGGUGUUGCCAAUGUGCACGAUGACGAUUUGGAUGGUGAUGGAGUUAAAAAUAUUCACGAUCCCGAUAUUGAUGGAGAUGGUGUUCACAAUAUCAAUGAUACUGAUUUAGAUGGUGAUGGUAUUCAUAAUGAUCAAGAUGCUGAUAUUGAUGGCGAUGGUAUUAUUAAUUCUAAAGAUAACGAUAUUGAUAGUGAUAAUAUUUCAAAUCAUGAAGAUGAUGAUAUCGAUGGUGAUGGUAUUCCGAAUCAUCAAGAUAAUAUUAAACAUGAAUCUGAGGUACUUUAUUCAUGA